GUGGUUAUGUUGAACACGAGCGAACCGCAGUUGCAUCAUCAAAUGCGUCCUAAAUUUUAAUAAAACGCGCAGUUUUGGGGACAAACUUAAGUGAAAAUGUUGAAAAACAGUCGAAGAUUGUCGUUUCUGUGUCUGGCUGCGCAGAGGGUGAGCCUGAGGACGGAAGUGCAGCGUCAAAUGCUUAAAAUACCGGGACCCGCGUGGGUGGCCCAAGUGCGAGGGAAGAAGGAUGAAUCCUCGUCUAAUCUCUCAGCCCUCUUCAAGCCAGUGCCAGUGAAAUCCAAUCCUGACGACAUUAACAUUGGAGCUGAACUCACAGGCAAUCUUGACAAGGCAGAACUACUGAAAGUGCUGAAUAAAUUCAGCCAAAAGAGAGAGAUAAAGAUGUUGUGCACAGAAAAUGGACUGGACAUUUAUUUGCAGCAACAGGCCUUUGCCAGUUUCCGGAGAUACUGCAUGGACGCGGACAAUCUUCCUGCAGACCUCCACAUAACAGUUAGUGACAUUCUCCAGGGCGCCGGUCAUGUCGAUGACCUCUUUCCCUACUUUCUGCGUCACGCCAAACAAAUCUUCCCUCAUUUGGACUGCAUGGACGACUUGAGGAAGAUCUCUGACUUGCGGACUCCGGCGAAUUGGUAUCCCAAUGCGAGAGCCAUCACAAGGAAAAUCAUCUUUCAUUCUGGACCCACAAACUCUGGAAAGACUUAUCACGCCAUGGAGAGAUUUCUCACAGCGAAAUCUGGAGUAUAUUGUGGUCCUCUGAAGCUCCUGGCUACAGAAGUGUUUCACAAGAGCAAUGAACGGGGGACAAGUUGUGAUCUAAUAACUGGAGAAGAGAGAAAAUUCGCCAGAGGAGACGGAUCCCCAUCUGUUCAUGUUUCCUGCACAGUGGAAAUGACGUCAGUAACACAUCCUUACGAAGUAGCAGUAAUUGACGAAAUUCAGUUGCUUCGAGACCCUCAGAGAGGCUGGGCAUGGACUCGAGCAUUCCUCGGACUCAUUGCUGAGGAGAUUCACGUGUGCGGCGAGGCAGGAUGUGCUGAUCUCCUUCAACAAAUCUGUGCCACAACAGGAGAGAGUCUCGAAAUUCGCCACUACAAGCGCUUAACGGAACUUUCAGUAGAAGAUCGAGCUCUUGGUACGCUAGAAAAUGUCCUCCCAGGAGAUUGCAUUGUGUGCUUCAGCAAAAAUGACAUCUACGCCGUGUCAAGGGAGAUUGAGGCCCGUGGAAAGGAAGUGGCCGUGAUCUACGGUGGAUUGCCGCCGGGAACAAAACUAGCCCAAGCAGCAAAGUUUAAUGAUAUCAACAACAGCUGCAAAGUCAUGGUCGCCACAGACGCUAUUGGGAUGGGAUUGAAUCUAAGCAUUCGCAGGAUUAUCUUUUACUCCUUGAUAAAGCCGACGAUGAAUGAGAAGGGAGAGAAGGAGAUGGACACGAUAUCUGUGUCUGCGGCGCUUCAGAUCGCUGGAAGAGCUGGACGAUAUGGGACUCAGUGGGAGGAAGGAUUCGUCACCACGUACAAGGCAGAGGAUUUGUCGACAUUGAAAACUCUUCUGAGAUCUAUUCCUGAGCCUCUAACGCAAGCAGGUCUCCAUCCAACAGCUGAUCAGAUCGAGCUGUACCAAUAUCACCUGCCCAAUUCCACUCUCAGCAAUCUCAUGGAUAUCUUCGUGUCGCUGUCCACUGUGGAUGACUCCUUGUACUUCAUGUGCAACACUGAGGACUUUAAAUUCCUGGCGGAGAUGAUUCAGCACGUGCCACUGCCUCUGAGAGCGCGAUAUGUCUUCUGUUGUGCUCCAAUCAACAGAAGAAUGCCAUUCGUGUGUUCGAUGUUUCUCAAAUUUGCCCGCCAGUACAGCAGAAACGAUCCCAUGACGUUCGACUGGCUGAUGAAUCACUGUGGCUGGCCAUUUGUCAUGCCGAGGACAAUUCUCGAUCUUGUGCAUCUGGAAGCGGUGUUUGAUGUCAUGGAUUUGUAUCUGUGGUUCAGCUACCGUUUCAUGGAUCUAUUCCCGGAUUCCAGAGCCGUGAGAGAUGCUCAGAAGGAGUUGGAUGACAUCAUUCAGCAAGGCGUGUUCCAGAUUACAAAGCUGCUGAAGAACAGUGAAACGGCAACGUCCAACAACACUCCAGAUGAGGACUCCUUUGAGCUCAACCAGAAGAGAAAUCACUAUCUGAGAGGACCUCGAAGUGGUGGCGCAAUUAGGGGGAGAUUGACUGAGAGAUUGUUGGCCCAGGGACUCCUCACGCCAGCCAUGCUGCAGGAGUUGAAGCGUGAGUGGAAUGAAGGACCAACGAAACAAUCAGACGCAAGUGACGAUGAUGAUGAUCCAAAGCCCAAGUCACGCUUCCGCAAGAGGAAGUUCAAGUGACGCCAGUGAGCUAGACAGGAAUGAAGAAGAAUAAAGACACGAGUCAUGAAGGUAAA
Molecule: messenger RNA, 2429 nt
Organism: Phlebotomus argentipes
Lineage: Eukaryota; Metazoa; Arthropoda; Insecta; Diptera; Psychodidae
Gene: Suv3
Product: ATP-dependent RNA helicase SUV3 homolog, mitochondrial
Exons: 4
Coding region: 97-2373 (758 amino acids)
Biological process (GO): RNA catabolic process; mitochondrial RNA 3'-end processing
Cellular component (GO): mitochondrial degradosome
Molecular function (GO): RNA helicase activity; hydrolase activity, acting on acid anhydrides; ATP binding
Source: RefSeq, a predicted model, not a curated record